UCGGGGGUCAGUUGUGUAGCUUAUGCAGGGUUUGGAACGAGGGAGCUUCGUGAACACGGGCGGCUGCUUCCGUGACCCGGUGGCGUUCCUCAAGAGAAAAAGAAAUUGGGAUAUAGAAUACCCAUGCUUUCCAAGAGAGAGUCCACUGAAGUUCAAAAGUUCAGGUCUCAGGACAGCAGGGGCAGCUGCUUCCCUCUCUGAAGCAUGGCUCAGGUGUGGAGAAGGGUUUCAGGACACUUCUGGGACUCAGUCAUUAACAGCUGAAGAGAAGAUUGUUACAGAAAAACACCUCGAAUUAUCCCCUAGAUCCAAGAAAGAAGCUACUGCAUCUAAGAGUACCAGUGGACUGAUAGAUAUAACAUGGAGUUCCAGUGGAAGUGAUCUGUCAGAUGAGGAUAAAACAUGUCUUAAAUCACAGAGAGAUAACGGACAUGGUUCUAGAAUAGACAGGCUUUGUAACAGGAAGAGGAAUAUUUUAUGUUCAGAAGAUGGGGCCAGUGAAGAUGAACUACAGUUUAUUGACUGGGAGAUUGACAGUGACAGGGAAGAUGCUAGUGAGUAUUAUGAAUUUGAAGACAGUGAGAGUGUUGGGGAAAUAUCAGACUGUGCUUCUUGUUCAAGCAAUCAUUCUUCGACUAGUCAAGAGAGGCUCUCUGAGCUUCUGAAGAAUUCUACAGAAAUUUUGGAAUACUCAUCAGAUAGUGAAAAAGAGGAUGACUCAGAGAAUGUCUUCUUUAUUGAUUCAGAAUCCUCUCCCAAACAACAUGCAGAUUUUGGAUCUGAUAAUAGACAGAUGAUGGAGAAACCAGUGAAGCGGAGGGUGAAAUCUGCAGAGACCAUUUUGUACGCACCCCAGAAACAGAAGUUUCCCAGGACUCCAGAAACAUUGGCAAAGAAGAAGAAGCUUCUAAGAGGCGGGCUAGCAGAAAGACUAAAUGGACUGCAGAAUCGAGAGAGAUCUGCCAUUUCUUUGUGGAGACAUCAGUGUGUUUUUUACCAAAAGACACUUUCAGGUAGAAGAUCUGGUGUGUUAAUUGUAAAAAUUCUGGAGCUGCAUGAGGAAUGCGCCAUCCAAGUUGCCAUGUGUGAGCAUUUAGCAGGGCUGCAGGCCAACAGCUCUUCUCAAGGUGAGGCCCCCAGGACUAUCCUAAAGGUUCUGUUCACCAAGGAAAUUGCUCACCACCUCAAGGGACAUCCCCAAGACAUCAUCCUUAUCUACCCUCCCUGGCAGAAGCUUAUUAUCCCAAAUGGAAGUUGCCCUGUUAUUCUGAAUACUUAUUUUUGUCAGAAAGUUGUUGCCAAAGAAAAUUCAAAACUAAUACCUGAAGUGUACUGUUGGAACACACCUCUUCCAAGAAGAAGUAUCACUUUGGCUCAGAUAUUUAAAUUUAGGAAUCUAACAAAUAAAUCACCUGAAAGCCAGGUUAUGUGUAGUGGUCUCCCUGCCAUGAGGACAGACUGCACCCCUGGACACGAGGAGGCCAAACAGUGCUUCCCAGCCCAAGCUCCCCUGAGGGAUUCUCUUCUGGAUGCAGUGGAAAGCCAGGGAGCUGCCACAUGGUCAGGAGUCAGGGUCCGAGUGGUGGUACAGAGAGUUUACUCUCUUCCCUGUACCUAUCAGCAGGGAAGUAGCUCAGCUGCUCCACCUGGCUCAGGCCCACCCAGAGUUCGAGUGUGCCUUCUCGUGCAAGAUGCCUAUGGAAUGUUCAGUGAAGUCUACUCUGAGGGCUCCAUCUUAAAGGACCAACAGUUGGAAGGGAAGUCCUGCAGCCUGAUGGGAAUGAAGGUUCUACAGAAGGCCACCAGAGGAAGGACAGCGGGGCUUUUCAGUUUGAUCGAUACCAUGUGGCCCCCAGUGAUGCCUCUAAAAGCACCUGGCCGUGGCCAAACCUGUGAAGAGGUAAAAACCCAUGUGCCUCCUCCUAGCUUCUGUUACAUCCUCAGUGCUCAUCCCAAUGUGGGACAAAUUGAUAUAAUUGAAGGAGACCCUAUUUCUAAGCUUUACCAGCCUCCAGUUCCCCACUUCUUAAGAGAAAUUCUCCAGACUGAUGAUCUUAGUACCCGUUGCAGUUUCUACGCCAGAGUGAUUUAUCAGAGACCACAGCAAAUGGAGAUUUGGCUGAUGGUGACUGAUGUCACCCUACAAAUGCAAGAUGAGAAUAACUCUGGCCUCCCCAAAACCGUGCCAGUGUGUGUGGCUCCCUCAUGUGUGCUGAGCCAGGAAGUCCGGGAAGCGCUUACCGAGGCUGCCCCUCACUGCUUUCUCUUCAGGGACGCUCUCCGAACCCAGGGUCGAUUUGUUUGUGUUGAACGAAGUGUCCUCCUGCUUCAGAAGCCCCUUCUGGGUGUGGACUCUGGCGCUCACUCCUGUGAACUGACUGGCCCCGUAAAGCUCAGUGAACUGGAUUCUAUCACUCAGGUCAACUCUAUUUGCUGCCUUCAAGGCACUGUGGUUGGCGUGGACGAGAGCACUGCCUUCUCAUGGCCCACGUGCGACCUGUGCGGCAACGAGAGACUGGACCAGAGCCCGGGAGACAGAGGCGCCUUCUGCUGUGGGGACUGCUCCCGUGUGGUCACCUCUCCUGUCCUCAGAAGGCACCUGCAGGUGUUUCUGGACUGUCCGACUCGGCCCCAGUGCGCCGUGCGGGUCAAGCUGUCCCAGACCAGCAUUGCUUCACUCCUGAGCUUGGCCGCCUGCGAAGAUGGGAGUUACGAAGUGAAGAGUGUCCUCGGGAAGGAGGUGGGGCUGUUGAACUGUUUUGUCCAGUCCAUCACCACCCACCCGGCUAGCUGCGUUGGAUUGGAGGAAAUCGAGCUCCUGAGUACAGGAAGAGCCUCUUCGGGACACUGCCCGCGGCCAUAGGAUCUAUGAACUUUGCCAUACAGUCGCCCUGGCGGUGGAGGUGGUAGUGGCUUAGGUAGUUAUUUGUUAACUGUGGGCAGAGCAAGUGUAUUGUAUGCUUUUGAAAUGGAACUCAGUGAUUUCUGGGGCAUAUGUUAGUAAACUAUACAUCAAAAUACUUUUUUUCUAGUUAUAUUUUUGUCAUUUUGCAAAAUUAAGAACAUGUUAUUAAAACUGAAAUAAACCUGAGGUCAUCAUUUUGGAUUUCGUCUCAGGCAG
Molecule: messenger RNA, 3121 nt
Organism: Nyctereutes procyonoides (raccoon dog)
Lineage: Eukaryota; Metazoa; Chordata; Mammalia; Carnivora; Canidae
Gene: SPIDR
Product: scaffold protein involved in DNA repair
Exons: 20
Coding region: 23-2863 (946 amino acids)
Biological process (GO): double-strand break repair via homologous recombination; regulation of establishment of protein localization to chromosome
Cellular component (GO): nucleoplasm; nuclear chromosome
Source: RefSeq, a predicted model, not a curated record